Molecule: messenger RNA, 2242 nt
Organism: Capra hircus (goat)
Lineage: Eukaryota; Metazoa; Chordata; Mammalia; Artiodactyla; Bovidae
Gene: TESMIN
Product: testis expressed metallothionein like protein
Exons: 10
Coding region: 109-1647 (512 amino acids)
Biological process (GO): regulation of DNA-templated transcription
Cellular component (GO): nucleus
Source: RefSeq, a predicted model, not a curated record
CCCAACGGCUAACCCAACGGCUCGCCCCCGCAUUUGCGCUAGGUGCUCUGACAGCGCCCGCAGGCCCAGGUGCGGGGUGAUGCCCGGGCCUCGGCGCCCCCAGUGGCCAUGGAAGACGCCCCUCUGCUGGGCAGCAUGUCCAGCCCCGAAGACGAGAUGGUGACAGACCUCUUCAGCGCCGAGAGUCAGUUUGUUCCCGAAAACCUUCCCCUGAAAACUCCGGUGGCGGUAAAGCACGAGGAAGACGAUUUUCACGUCUUCAAGGAUGCGUACCUGGGCCCAGCGGAUCCCAAAGAGCCGCUGCUGCACGCGUUCAACCCCGCGCUCGGCGGGGACUGCCAGAGCAAGGUCAAAGUGGAGCUGCUGGUGGAUGAGAACGAAGAUGAGGGACUCCUGGGGGAGUACUCGAACCUCCCCGAGCUCAACCCCCUGGAAGAGGCCGUUCUCCCUGCCGCCCCGCAGCCGCCGGCCUACAACGUCCACUUCCUGUCCUCCCUGCUCACCCCGCACAGGAGCUCUGCCGUCGUGCCCCUGGGCGCCUGGGCCAGGGACGGAGCCGCCCACCCGGGUGUACGCGUGAUUCCAGUUGAAAUCAAGGAAGCAGGUGGUUCUGUCACAAGCAACAAUCUGGAGGAAGCAACCUUUCAACAUCCUCUGGCCCAGGAGUCAAGUUGCAAGUUCCCAUCAUCUCAAGGAGCAGAGGAUGCCUCUGGUUGCUCUCAUAAGAAAGACUCUAACCCAAUGGUGAUAUGUCAGUUGAAAGGGGGUACACAAAUGCUGUGUAUAGACAACUCUGGCACAAGAGAACUAAAAGCACUUCAUCUGGUUCCUCAGUAUCAAGACCAAAAUAAUUAUCUACAGUCAGAUGUCCCUAAACCCAUGACUACUUUAGUAGGAAGAUUUUUGCCAGUACCAGCAAAAUUAAAUCUCAUUACACAACAACUUGACAGUGGAGCCUUACCAUCUGCAAUCAGCGGGCCUGCUUUCCCCUCAGGAUCAACUCUUCCAGGACCACCACCAAAAAUAACUUUGGCUGGGUACUGUGACUGCUUUGCUAGCGGGGACUUUUGCAACAACUGCAACUGUAAUAAUUGUUGCAACAAUUUACGUCAUGAAAUCGAACGGUUUAAGGCCAUUAAGGCAUGUCUUGAUAGAAAUCCAGAAGCUUUCCAACCAAAAAUUGGGAAAGGAAAACUGGGUGAUGUGAAGCCUCGACAUAACAAAGGGUGUAAUUGCAAGAGGUCGGGCUGCCUUAAGAACUACUGUGAGUGCUAUGAGGCCAAAAUUAUGUGUUCUUCUAUUUGCAAAUGCAUUGGUUGCAAAAAUUAUGAAGAAAGCCCAGAACGGAAAACACUAAUGAACAUGCCAAACUACAUGGAAACUGGAGGUUUUGAAGGCAGCCAUCAUUUGUCACCAACGAAAUUUUCAGGACUGCCAAAAUUCAGAAAAGAUAGGCGGUCGACCUCGUGCAUCUCCUGGGAGGUGGUGGAAGCCACGUGCGCCUGCCUGCUGGCCCAGGGCGAAGAGGCAGAGAAGGAGCACUGCUCCGAGUGCCUGGCGGAGCAAAUGAUCCUAGAGGAGUUCGGGAGAUGCUUGUCGCAGAUUCUCCAUAUUGAGUUUAAAUCCAAAGGGCUGAAAAUUGAGUAGAGUACAGCAUGGUGAAAUACACACACAUGUAGGUUUUAUAUUCUGAAGGAAAUCUCUAGUUUAGAAAGACUGUUUUAAGGAGCAUGAGGCUGGGUCUGUACCAAUAGCUUCAUCAUUAAGAACAAAUUUUCUCUCUGCAUCAGUACACUGAGGGGCUACUCAGAGUCUCUAAGGGAUUUGGCGACUAAAAUCCUCCCCCAAUUUUGAGGAAGUGCAUGACCCUACUGUUGUCUGGACCCAAGGAGACAGCAUGGGUUCCUGUAAUCCUGGGAGAAUGGUCUGCACUAACACUGAGUAAUGGAGGGUGGAAGCAGGCCCUGGAGAGAAAUACAAGUCCUUUCCUAUUGACUUUACCCUCUCCAGGGAAUUUUCUUCCUCAUUAUGAAAAGCCAUAAUGAUUUUUCCCCUAAAUUGUUUAGAAAUAAAUUCCCCAGAUAGGCUGCUAAGAUACAAUGUAAAAUCUGUAGAGAACUACUAAAUACCUUGGAGAAUUUCUGAGUGUAAGUAUUCCCUGGAGUCUCAAAAAUUACUAGUCUUCUCUAGGGUCACCAUGAAAUGCAGACAGUGGGGUUGGUUUGAUCAGUAGCAUUUUGAG